Dromaius novaehollandiae (emu) is the source of this 3679-nucleotide messenger RNA. RefSeq names its product phosphodiesterase 11A (gene PDE11A). Gene Ontology annotation, biological process: negative regulation of receptor guanylyl cyclase signaling pathway; signal transduction. Gene Ontology annotation, molecular function: 3',5'-cGMP-stimulated cyclic-nucleotide phosphodiesterase activity; protein binding. The transcript is spliced from 21 exons. The record is from RefSeq and is a predicted model, not a curated record. NCBI's taxonomy places the organism in Eukaryota, Metazoa, Chordata, Aves, Casuariiformes, Dromaiidae. Bases 453 to 3230 code for a protein of 925 amino acids.
GGAGGCGGCUGCCCCCCCGCCAGCGGCACCGCGAUCCCUCCCCCUCCUCCUCCUCCUCCCCCUCCUCCCUGCUGCCUCCCCGCGCGGCUCACGCGUCCUCCCUCCUCCCCCGUGUCCGCGGCUGGGCUACGCAGCCGGCAGCGGCACUUGGCAGCCGGCGCUGCCCGGGCGCUCCCCGCGCGGCUCCGCGGCUGCUCGGGCGCAGCGCGGGGGCUGCCCGGGGCCGGCGCGGCAGCGGGGAAGGACGGAGGGUCGCGGAUCAGCCAAAUACCCACGAUACGCGUAAUAAGAGAGUGGGGCCGGGGCACGAGAAGGAGGACGCGGGGGAAAGUCGGGGCGAGAGAAGGCGCGCCCCCGGGAGCGCUCGGGCCCGGGCCGGGGCAGCGGCGGCAGCUCGGGGCGCCCGUCGGGGCGGGCGGCCCGUCGGGGCAUGCCGCCCUGAGCCCCGCGCCAUGGCGGCCGGCGCCGACCUCGACGCGGCGGCGGUGGAAAGUUUCCUGGAGAGGCACCCGGAGCUGGUGGAGAAGUGGCUGAAGAGGAAAGACCCGCUCCCGAAGGCGGCCCCCAGCGCCGCGCCCGGCCCGUCGGAGGAGCGGCGCGGCGGCGGCGGCUGGGCCAGCGCGGGCGGCCCCGGCCCCGGCGGCCCCGGCGGCGGCGGGGGGCUGCAGCGGCGGGCCUCGCAGAAGGAGCUGCGGAAGAGCUUCGCCCGCUCCAAGGCCAUCCCCGCCAACCGCACCUACGACGAGCAUGUGCACGCCCGGGCGCAGGAGCCGCUGAGCAGCGCGCGGCGGCGGGCGCUGCUGCGCAAGGCCAGCUCGCUGCCGCCCACGACGGCGCACAUCCUCAGCGCGCUGCUCGAGUCCCGCGUCAGCCUGCCCCAGUACCCGCCCAGCGCCCUGGACUACAAGCGCUACCUCAAGGAGCACAACGAGCGCCAGUUCUUCCUGGAGCUGGUCAAGGACGUCUCCAACGACCUGGACCUCACCAGCCUCAGCUACAAGAUCCUCGUCUUCGUCUGCCUCAUGGUGGACGCCGACCGCGGGUCGCUCUUCCUGGUGGAGGGCGCCGCCGCCGGCAAGAAGAGCCUCGUCUCCAAGGUCUUCGACGUGCACGCCGGCACCCCGCUGCUGCCCUGCGGCUCCACCGACAGCAGCGACGAGGUGCAGGUGCCCUGGGGCAAGGGCAUCAUCGGCUACGUGGCCGAGCACGGCGAGACGGUCAACAUCCCCGACGCCUACCAGGAUCGUCGCUUUAACGACGAGAUUGACAAACUGACGGGAUACAAGACAAAGUCACUGUUGUGCAUGCCCAUAAGAAACAGUGAUGGAGAGAUUAUUGGUGUUGCCCAAGCAAUAAAUAAGACUCCUGGAGGUGCCCCUUUUUCUGAUGAUGAUGAAAAGUGGACCCCAUCCCUAUUCAGCUCUGCAAGAACGGCGUGGAGUCUAAGCACAGUACAGGAGCUGCCUUUUUGUAUCAAAAGCCAUAUGCAGGUGAUGCAGAUGUACCUUCCGUUUUGUGGGAUUGCCAUAUCUAAUGCCCAGUUAUUUGCAGCUUCGAGGAAGGAAUAUGACAGAAGCAGGGCCUUGUUGGAAGUAGUGAAUGAUCUCUUUGAGGAACAGACUGACUUAGAGAAAAUUGUCAAGAAAAUUAUGCAUCGGGCACAGACUCUGUUGAAGUGUGAAAGGUGCUCAGUGUUACUUCUGGAAGAUAUUGAAUCACCAGUGGUGAAAUUCACAAAGUCCUUUGAAUUGUUAUCUCCAAAAUGCAGUGCUGAUACUGAGAACAGUUUCAAAGACAGUGUGGAGAAAUCAUCAUCUUACUCCGACUGGCUAAUAAAUAAUAGCAUUGCUGAACUUGUAGCUUCCACGGGUCUCCCAGUGAACAUCAGUGAUGCCUAUCAGGAUCCUCGCUUUGAUGCUGAAGCUGACCAGAUUUCUGGCUUUCACAUAAGGUCUGUUCUGUGUGUUCCUAUAUGGAAUAGCAAUCACCAAAUAAUCGGGGUAGCUCAAGUAUUGAACAGGCUUGAUGGGAAACCCUUUGAUGAUGCCGACCAGCGACUGUUUGAGGCUUUUGUUAUUUUUUGUGGCCUGGGCAUUAACAACACGAUAAUGUAUGACCAAGUGAAGAAAUCCUGGGCAAAGCAGUCUGUGGCUCUUGACGUGUUAUCUUACCAUGCAAGAUGUUCAAAGGCAGAAGUUGACAAAUUUAAGGCAGCAAACAUCCCUCUGGUGUCAGAGCUUGGCAUCGAUGAUAUCCAUUUCGAUGACUUCUCACUUGAUGUGGAUGCCAUGAUUACUGCAGCCCUCCGGAUGUUCAUGGAACUUGGAAUGGUUCAGAAAUUUAAAAUUGACUACGAGACACUGUGUAGGUGGCUUUUGACAGUUAGGAAGAAUUAUCGAAUGGUUUUGUACCACAACUGGAGGCAUGCUUUCAACGUGUGCCAGCUAAUGUUUGCAAUGUUAACUACAGCAGGAUUUCAGGAGAUUCUGACUGAAAUUGAAAUCCUUGCUUUGAUUGUGGGAUGCUUAUGUCACGACCUUGACCACAGGGGAACCAACAAUGCCUUCCAAGCCAAGAGCGGAUCAGCCUUAGCUCAGCUCUACGGCACCUCUGCUACCUUGGAGCACCACCAUUUCAAUCAUGCUGUCAUGAUUCUCCAGAGUGAGGGUCACAACAUCUUUGCUAACUUGUCCUCUAAGGACUACAGUGACCUUAUGCAGCUUCUAAAGCAAUCGAUAUUGGCAACAGACCUCACUCUGUAUUUUGAGAGAAGAACCGAGUUUUUUGAACUUGUCAGUAAAGGUGGUUAUGACUGGAAUAUAAAAGACCAUCGAGAAACAUUUCGAUCAAUGCUAAUGACAGCCUGUGACCUUGGAGCUGUGACCAAACCGUGGGAGAUUUCAAGACAGGCAACUGAACUGGUAACCAGUGAGUUCUUUGAACAAGGAGACAGAGAAAGAUCUGAACUCAAACUCACCCCUUCAGCCAUUUUUGAUCGGAACAGGAAAGAUGAACUGCCCAGGCUGCAGCUGGAAUGGAUUGAUAGCAUCUGCAUGCCUUUGUAUGAGUGUCUAGUGAAGCUGAAUGUGAAACUGAAGCCUAUGCUGGACUCUGUGGCAGUGAACAGAGGUAAAUGGAAGGAGCUGCACCAGCAAAGACUUCCUUCUCAGACAGCAUCCUCGUCCUCCUUUUCUUCUAGCUUUACUGUGUCUCUCGAAGACAUAAAUUAAGGCUGCAAAUGUCAGCAUUGGUUUACGAUAAGAGCAGUCUGAAAGGCUUGCGUAUGCUUAGGCACGCCAUUUAAAAAAAAAAAUGCUUUCACGGACAUGCUUAAUUAAUUGGAUAUUAUCUUGAUAGCAGUAGUUUGCUUUUACUUGGAAGCUUAGAGGGUCUGAAAGAAAGGCCUGCAGUGAGACUGUGCUGGUAUCUGGAGCGACAUGGAAGACUUAGCACAAGAAGCAUUCAUUCAGCUCCACUACAUUUCAGCCGCUGCUGUAAAAAUCACACAAAGCUGACAACAGCCUGAAAUAUAAGAACUUACGGCUUAAUAAAAUUAAUAAUACAGAGCAGAACUGGGAUGCAAGUUGGUCAAUUCAUAUGCAAGAGCUGCAGGAAAAGAGAGCAGUAUGUAAUUACAUUGUUGUUUUGCAUCUCUUUAGUACAUGUUAUGAAUCAAUUA